Hibiscus syriacus is the source of this 1167-nucleotide messenger RNA. Its product is annotated as protein NTM1-like 9. The transcript is spliced from 5 exons. NCBI's taxonomy places the organism in Eukaryota, Viridiplantae, Streptophyta, Magnoliopsida, Malvales, Malvaceae. The record is from RefSeq and is a predicted model, not a curated record. Gene Ontology annotation, molecular function: DNA binding. Gene Ontology annotation, biological process: regulation of DNA-templated transcription. The coding region runs from base 1 to 1008 and encodes 335 amino acids.
AUGGAAAGUAAGUCAAAAUCUAGGUUGAUCCAGGUAGAGACCGAGAAAAGUGAGGAAGAAAUCUGCAACGACAUCGUUGGAUACAGGUUCCACCCAACUGAUAAAGAACUCAUCGAUCAUUACCUAUGUAAUAAGGCACUCGAUCGUGAUUCUGCUGUCCAAGCUAUCGGUGAAGUCGUCGGCGACCUCAGCGACUGGGAGCCUGGAGAAUUACCCGGGUUUUCAGCAAGAAGAUCUAAUGAUCGGAUUUGGUAUCUAUUUUCUCGAAGAAACCAUUGUAAACGGGUCAAGAGGACAACCAAGCUUGGCUACUGGAAAUUAACAGGUAAACAUAGGAGUAUAAAAGCUAAGGCUGGAAUUGGUACCAAGAAGGCUUUGGUUUUCUAUGAGGGUCGCUAUCCUCAAGGAAAACGGACCGCUUGGGUCAUCCAUGAAUACACUUUGCCUCAUACUCUCCCUAACCAGAAAGGGUAUUUUCUUUGUAAAUUGAAGAAAAAAGAUGAUGAAAAGGCUGGCAUUUCAAGUGGUGAAGAAGGCCAGCCAAGUAAUGCUGCAGAAGAUGAACCUUUUGACAAUCCAUCGGUCAUUGAUGUUGAAGAGUUACUGGCACUGAUAAAUGACUCCGUUGAAGUUGAACAUGAGGAUGAUUCUGUGCAGAAAUCACAGAUGUACGAUGAGCAUGUGACGGUGCCUUCCAUUAAUGCUGCUUAUGGUAGUGAUGAUUUUGAUGGAGUUCACAAUCAAACUAGCACCAAUGAACAGAAUGAUCAGACAUAUGUUGCAUCUUCUUCAUUGCAAUCCCGUGUGUAUGAGGAAAGUGUGCUUUCUCAUGACGAUUUCUCAUUGUUUCGUGACUCUAAUGGGUAUGUCCAUGAGAUUCAACAUCAAUCUAGCACCAAUGAACAAGAUAGUGAGAUUCAAUGUCAACCUAACACCGCUGAACAAGAAAUGAGAUUAAACAUCAACCUGGCAUUGAUGAAUGAUAUGAUUUCUUUAAUUCCAUUUUAGUGGAUGUUGAUGAACUUUUUUGUUUGUGUGAGAAAGAUGACUUUCGCCGUGGCUGAAACAUGUAAGUUCAAUAGGAUUGUGCCCUCAGACUACUUCAAAAAGAAAAUGCAAAGUUGUAAUAAUACAGAGAGACAAUAUAUAUAUACAUAUAUAUGUGUA